AUGAGUUUUGUUUGGCUCGGCGGAGGCGCAACAUUUGAAUCGCUGUCGCGCCAGAGUCGUAGUCUCGUGUAGUACGGCUUUCCGAACUUAAUUAAAAGGUAUUAUUGAGACGCUGUGCUCUGCUGCGCUUUUGUUUUUGAAUUGAAUUCGACACAGUGGAUGCAUGACCUCUGAACUGGGCCAAAAAUAUUUAAACCUUAAUAACCUGAUCGGGUGAAAGCACGUUGUCGCAAAAAUUGCUAAUGAUCCUGGGUGCAUGUAACCCUUUAACUCCCAAGAUCUCAUUAGUAAUUCUCCUUACUGUCUACCAUACAGUUCUUGUGUUGUUAAUUUAGAGAAAUUGGUAUUGGAUCAACUUAUAAUCCCCCAAUUGAUAUUUUUCUUCACUUAUCUGAUUGAUAUUGCACUGAUAUUGUAAGGAGAAAUUCUGUCUUGGUCACUCAUGGGAGUUAAAGGUUUAAUAAAAAAAUUUAUAAGGUUUCUCCUCUGUAACUGAUCAAUAAAAUCUUGAUUGGGUUUGGAUUGAAUUGCAUAGUUUACACACAGAAAUCAUAGUCUCCACACAUUCUACGGACUGUGUUAACCGUCUUUUUUUUUUUAAUAGAUUACAACACCGUAGGAGUACGAGCACGGCGUAUGACACAUCGAAGUUGUGGUGAAGUAUCGUACAAUCCCACAUCUUCCAUUUGCUGCACUGAUCGAGUAAUACGAAUUUCGGGUUUGACUUCCUCGUGCUGUGGAGCCAAAGCUUACCACACAAGGUAUGGCAUGUGUUGCGGUGAUAAAAUUGUCAGGAAAUCAGGCUCAGCCUGUUGCAGUUCCCAACCCUACGACAAAAGAGUCCGAAUGUGCUGCGCCGGUAAAGUAGUCGGUAAAUCUGGCUUUACCUCAGCCUGCUGUGCUUCCAAAUCCUACAACUCAAGAACACAAUUGUGUUGUGAUGGUAAAGUAGUUGGUAGAUCGGUUCCAGCCUUGGCUUGUUGUGGAUCUCAAACCUACGACAAAAGAUUCCGAAUGUGCUGUGGCAAUAAAAUAGUCGGUAAAUCUGGUUUUAUCUCAGCCUGCUGUGGUCUACAGUCAUACAACACGCGAAGCAAAAUGUGCUGUGCCGGUAAAAUAGUCGGUAAAUCUGGCUUAACCUCAGCCGCCUGCUGUGGUUCCAAAUCCUACGACACAGGAAGACAAUUGUGUUGUAAUGGUAAAGUAGUUAGUAGAUCAGUUCCAGCCCCACUGGCCUGUUGUGGAUCUCAAACCUACGACAAAAGAUUCCGAAUAUGCUGUGGUGGUAAAAUAGUCGGUAAAUCUGGUUUUACCUCAGCCUGCUGUGCUUCUAAAUCCUACAACUCAAGAACACAAUUGUGUUGUGAUGGUAAAGUAGUUGGUACAUCGGCUCUAGCCCCGCUGGCCUGUUGUGGAUCUCAAACCUACAACAAAAGAGUCCGAAUGUGCUGUGGCCGUAAAAUAGUGGGUAAAUCUGGUAUUACCUCAGCCUGCUGUGGUCUGCAGUCAUACAACAAACGAAGCCAAAUGUGCUGUGCCGGUAAAAUAGUCGGUAAAUCGAGUGCAAACUCUGCUUGCUGUGGCUCAAAAACCUUCGACAAAAGAUUCAAAAUGUGCUGUAGUGGUGAAGUCCAAGCAAAGUCUGGUGUAACCUUUGCUUGCUGUGGUCCUCGCAGCUUUGACAGAAGAUUCCACAAAUGCUGUCAGGGUCAAGUGCGAUCGAGUUGUUAAGUAAGAACGUGAUUUCUACUGCUGA
Pocillopora meandrina is the source of this 1756-nucleotide messenger RNA. The record is from the annotation of a GenBank genome assembly. NCBI's taxonomy places the organism in Eukaryota, Metazoa, Cnidaria, Anthozoa, Scleractinia, Pocilloporidae.